This is a messenger RNA of Aspergillus costaricaensis CBS 115574, 1982 nucleotides long. RefSeq names its product putative LMBR1 domain protein. The transcript is spliced from 3 exons. Bases 193 to 1926 code for a protein of 577 amino acids. Gene Ontology annotation, biological process: protein localization to vacuole. NCBI's taxonomy places the organism in Eukaryota, Fungi, Ascomycota, Eurotiomycetes, Eurotiales, Aspergillaceae. Gene Ontology annotation, cellular component: vacuolar membrane. The record is from RefSeq and is a predicted model, not a curated record.
UAUCGUCAUGCCCGUCUUGAGUGAUUUGGGUAUGAAUACAACUUGAAACAGAAUAGGAUCUAGCUCGUCUAUCCAUCUACUCCGAUGUGAAAAUUCCAUCGGAUCUGGAGUCUUGACAAUACAUGCACCCAACCCUUUGCGGAACUGUUGUCUUUCGCCUUUCGUAGGGCCUAAUCUAUCCCUAUAACCAAGAUGGCCCUCUUACAAACAUCCCUUAUAUGGGCAGUAUACGCUAUUGUGGUAGCUGUUCUGGUAAUGGUAGCGUCGGUGUUCAUCUAUACAUAUCAAACGCCUCGGGAUCGCUCUUCAGUUGUGACGUUCACGUGUAUUGUCGCGAUUACAAGCUUACUUGCCACUGUUCUCUUGUUGCCCGUGGAUGUUGCUUUAAUAUCCUCUACCACAUCCUCGAAGCUUGGUCAAAGAAAACCUUGGGCCACUCAGGAUGAAGUAGACAAGAUUGUUUCUCUAUUAACGGCUGUGUACUAUCUCCUCUACUCGCUUGAUGCAUUCCUAUGCCUUCUCGCAAUUCCAUUUGUCUAUUUCUGGUACGAAGAAUACGAUGAAGUGGCUGCCGAAUCCGGUGAGCAAUCUGCUGCCAAACGACUCUGGACCGCGUUUAAGUACACUAUCUCGUUUAUUGCGAUAGUGGUUGUGCUUUUCAUUGUUGGCUUUCUUGUCCCUGUUUCGAAUAUUAAGGACAGCAAUGUUUCAGACUAUCUCAGGAAGCUUCUGGCUGAGAAUCGUGGAGAGAGGGUCAUUACAUUCACCCUUGGGUUAUUGAUAACUCUGGGGCUGUUCCUUUAUGUCUUAUAUACCUCAACGGGCCUUGCCGUUCUUCCCAUGAGGAUGAUACGAGCAGCUCCAUCUGUGUCAGACAUGACCUGGAAAGCGUCGACAGGUGCACAGCUCGAAUCUAAUCGAGAGCGUCAGCGCCAGCUGGAAGGGCGCUGUAGAGGAGAUCCGGGUCUCCUCUCUUCUAAGGAACGUAGAGAGCUCGAUACCCUCGUUCGAGAUGAGAGGACGCUUAUUAGGCGGCAACGUUUGGCAGAAGAGGCUGACGGUGAAGGUCGAGGCCGAUUUAUGAGGGCAUGGCUAAAGGUUACGGCUUUCUUCCGCCCAUUAAAGCUCCUAGGCGGCAUUGCCAUUCUCUUAGUCGCACUCAUGAUAUGGAUAUCGAUGCUCUUGACGGCAAUUGACAAAGCCAAGAAUUCUAUGUGCAAACAACGUUGCGGAUACAUACUCAGUCGCAUUGGGGUUUUCAAUCCCUUGAACUGGGUAUUCGUUCAAUCAGCAAAGGUAUUUCCGAUCGACUACGCCGUCUUUACAGUAGUUGUUUUGUUGCUGUUUGGCAGUUCUGUGGUCGGGAUAUCUACCAUUGGCAUUCGCUUUCUAUGGAUCAGAAUAUUUCGGAUCAGAUUGGGGCACACGUCUCCACAAGCCCUGCUGCUGACCACUGCCAUGCUGAUUUUGACAAUACUAGCUUUGGACUAUUCGAUCCCCAUGCUUGUUGCACCCCAGUACGCAACUUUUGGACCACAAACAUUCUGUGAUCGCCCGCCGGGCCAGCAAUCGGAUUGUUUGACUAACAAACGCCUGAUCAAGCCAUGCUCGGAACUAACAGACAACACGGCUGCCAAGCAAGUCUGCACACCCAGCGUCACUAGUAUGUUCCUCAACCGCGUGACGAUAAGCUAUCCCUUUUUCGGCACAGUAUUUUUCUGGUCUCAAUUUAUCUUUCUCGGUGUCUACUUGCUCGUCUUGGUCACCUCUUUCAUCCGCCAUCCGAAACUUGAUGAACGUCUACUGGACCAGGAAGCUGAGGAGGCUGAGGAGGAACGGCUACUGACAAGCUCUGGGAGAGGUGUUACUGACACCUAUCAUAGUGUCGGAGGACGAAACAACUUCUCAACCAGAGCAGGGGAGUAGGUUAUUUGGACGUAUAUGGCCUUUUCAAGUCGAUAUAGAGGAACGGUGAUAGUCUG